UAUUCGGAUACAAAAUUAGCGCAAUCGUCUAUUUGAAUUGUGCAACGAAAAUGCGGGGGAUGUCACAACUACGCAGCAUCAUUUUUGUAGUGUCGUUGGUCAGCACCAGUGUUAUCUACGUCCUCCUUCACCAUCAUCCAACCAUAUUUUAUCAACAGGCGAUGAAACAGGCAUCGAAUCAAACGGAAGACAUCAGAAAUCAACGCCAAAAAGAAAUUCAUUCGAAAAGUAACAGCGCGUCGUCGGCAUCAGCAUCAACAGGGCUCGAUCGAAAGUUAUUUGAUUACAUGGCGACUUAUUUGCGCGGAACACCUUAUCCCGGAGUGGGCAACUACACCCGUUAUUCGGUGGCCCGUUUAGGGCUGUCGAAAUUGGCCGGAAUGGAGCCGCUCAAGCCAGAAUACGGUCCCGUGAUUAAUGACGUCACGUCAUUCCACUACCCUAUCUCCGUCCCAGCGUGUCGUCUGAAUGCCAACACCGCCGCCAGCAGCAAACCGAGUUUAUUCGUGACUGUGAAUUCGGCCCCGGGUAAUUUUGACAAACGAAAAAUGAUCCGGCAGACGUGGUUGAAUCAUUUGAAAGACGAAAAUAGGAAUAAGAAUGGUUCGUUCAGUCUGGUUGGCUUCGCCUUCACUCUGGGCAUGACGGACAACAAUGAGACGCAAUCCAAAAUCCAAGAGGAGAGCCAAACUCACGGAGACAUCAUCCAGAUAGGAAUGUCCGAUUUCUACCGGAAUUUAUCCCUCAAAGUGGCCGGCCUCUUCAACUGGUUGUACAACCAUUGCCCCGACAUUGAUUUUCUCUACAAGGUGGACGACGACGUCUACAUCAACGUCCGCAAUCUCGCCCAGUUCCUAGUCCAGCACCGGUCGAACAAAAGCAGCAUGUUUGGUUCCUAUUACGGCUACGGUAGCGACUACAUUCCCAAUCGAGAGGGCAAGUGGAACAUUACGCAUGAAGAGUGGCCAUGGAAUCUGUACCCCCGUUACUUUAAUGGACAGGCCGUUGCCAUUUCGGGAAGCUCAAUCCUUCCGCUAUUGGCUGCUUUUCAAACGACGCCCAUGAUGCCUUUCGACGACGUCUACUACAUUGGCAUCUGCACAGAAAGGAACGGCGUGACGUUGCAGUUUGCCUCCGCAUCGACUAGCUUCUACUCGAUGCCCGAUUCCGACCUAUCAACGCCCUGCCGUCUACGACAUUAUGUCGCUUGGGUCAUUACCACCAGCGACGGGAUGAACAGCUCCCACGUAGCAACCGACGAUUUCUACGCCAAUAGGACCCAGUGCUUCGUCACCAAUUCAAACGGAACCAAUACAACCAUCGACCACACCCAUGCGCCCGUAAAAUUUACCUUUGUACCUUUUUCCUACUCGUAAAACGGUUGUCGCUGUUGUUUCUAAAUCAAAUUAUUCCAGUCUGAAUUCAAUCUGCUCUAUACAGCUGCAAAUAAAACGCACCUAUAGGCUACGAUUAUUCCGCUAUGACCAAAUUAUUUAUUAUCGGCCGGAAUAUAUUUUUUUUCCGUUACCGCUGUCUUUUGUAAUUGACGAAUCUCUACGACUACAGUUGAACAUAACUCUUCAGCGUUAAGUUACCGUUAUUCAAUUUCGGCAUCACUGAUCCCUGAAAAAAAAUGUUGUAUUUAUGCCAAUCAAUAACUAAUUAGUAAAUACUAAAGUAAAAUUAGUCGUGAAUAUUGUAUUUAAAAAAUGAUAAUUCAGAUAUAGAGUUAUAGACGAGUAGGAUAAAAUAUUUGUCCAAAAUAA
This is a messenger RNA of Daphnia pulex (common water flea), 1766 nucleotides long. RefSeq names its product beta-1,3-galactosyltransferase 5-like. The record is from RefSeq and is a predicted model, not a curated record. The coding region runs from base 51 to 1376 and encodes 441 amino acids. Gene Ontology annotation, molecular function: hexosyltransferase activity. Lineage: Eukaryota; Metazoa; Arthropoda; Branchiopoda; Diplostraca; Daphniidae. The transcript has 4 exons. Gene Ontology annotation, cellular component: membrane.